Molecule: messenger RNA, 1563 nt
Organism: Uloborus diversus
Lineage: Eukaryota; Metazoa; Arthropoda; Arachnida; Araneae; Uloboridae
Product: lanC-like protein 2
Biological process (GO): carbohydrate metabolic process; peptide modification
Cellular component (GO): plasma membrane
Source: RefSeq, a predicted model, not a curated record
CAACCCUGCUACUUUUGUUGUGGGUUGUUGUGGUUGUGGGUAUGAUUUUUCAUCUGCCGCUGUGGGCGACUAAUGUUCAUUUGCGUCAAGCUUCUUCAUAAAAAAUGACAGAUAAAGAAAGCAAAGAAAGAGAAAUCAAAAAUCCUUAUCCUGAUUAUAAUGAUAGAGUUAAACUAUAUAAUUUUGAAGAAAACAAGCUAAUUGAUGAAAUACAAAAGCCACUUUUUGAAAAUGUAUACAUACUGCUUCACACAUUAGAAAAACAUCUAAGUACUGAACACGAUUGGAAUGAUCACAGUGUUUAUACUGGAACUUCAGGUAUUGCUUUAUUGUACAUGCGUUUUGCUGAUAUCAAAGUAUGUGAAGGAAAAAAAGACUAUUUAAAGGAUGCUUUGUCAUAUGUUGAGCCUAUAAUCCCAUACCUGAAGAAGAAACGUUACUCCUUCUUAUGUGGUGUAACAGGUCCACUAGCAAUUGCUUCUGUAUUGUUCCAUAGACUGGGCAUGGAAAACGAAAGUAUGGAUUUAUCAAGGAGGUUAGAAAAUCUUGAACGAGAUGUAUGCUCUCCAUCGAGUGAUUGUCCCGAUGAGCUUCUUUAUGGGCGUGCUGGUUAUUUAUAUUCUCUUUUGUUUCUCAACAAACACGUGCCUAAUGCUGAUGAAUUCAGAGAAGAUUCAAUUAAAGAGGUUGUAGCAGCGAUCCUUCGAUCAGGAAAGAGAAUGGCCCAGAAAUUUAAAAACACUGAUAAAAUUCCCUUAUAUUUUGAGUGGCAUGAGAAACCUUAUGUUGGAAGUGCACAUGGCUUUUCAGGGAUACUUUAUAUGCUCUUGCAGGCAAGACAUUAUAUUAGUGAUGAAGAUUUGAAUCAAUAUAUUCGUCCAACAAUUGAAUAUGUAUUGAAUCUGCAAUUUCCAUCUGGAAAUUUUCCUUCAUCUCUUGGAAAUACUACAGACAAAUUAGUUCACUGGUGCCAUGGAGCUCCUGGUGUAAUCCACCUGCUUUUACUUUCUUAUGAAGUUUUUAAUGAAGACAAGUAUUUAAUAGCUGCUAAAAAGUGUAGUGAUAUUAUAUGGGAAAAAGGACUCCUUAAGAAAGGUUAUGGUAUAUGUCAUGGCGUUGCAGGAAAUGGUUAUGCUCAGUUACGACUUUUUCAAGUGACAAAAGAUGAAAAAUACUUGUAUCGAGCAGUGAAGUUUGCUGAAUGGUGCUUUGAUUAUGGGAAACAUGGCUGUAGAGUUCCAGAUAGACCUUUGUCACUUUUUGAAGGAUUUGCUGGCACAGUCUAUUAUCUGCUUGAUUUACUUGAACCAUUAAAUUCUGCUUUUCCAGCAUUUCAGCUGUUUUAGAUACUCUGUUAAAAAUGUUGAAUGCAUGUGUAAAUAGCAUUAUUUGUUACAUCCAAACUCAUUCCAUUAAACUUGUGUUAAUUGUGUGCAUCAAUAAUUAAUGUGCAUUCGACUUUCUUUGAAAAUUUAGAUUUUUUUCCUUUUUUUUUUUUUUUUUUGCUCUUCAACUGCUUUGAUUUGUAUCAACAUAAAAGCUUUAAGUUGGGAGUUCAUUGUC